AUGCCUCCUCGGCGCGCAUGCGACUUAUGCUACAAGCGCAAGAUCCAAUGCUUAAUCGCGAACCCCGGUGACCCAUGCGAUUGGACCGCAUCCGAUGUCGUGCAGGAACUCUCCCACCGGGUAGAAGAGCUCGAAGGCGUUCUCAGGUCAAAGUCUGCACAAUCAACAAAUACAACUGGCGGUACCUCGCCUUGGUCCGAGAUAUCAGCAUCAACAAGUAGCAUUUCUUAUCACUUGACAUCUCCGACCACAGCCGCAGGCGAGCAGCCAGCCAGAAAUCCUCCGCCCCUUCAGCUUCACGUAAAUCCCGCACCGACCCAAGUCACUCAGUCUAGGCCCUCCUACAGGUUAUCAAGAUGUCAGCUUGGCGAUAACUGGUAUUUCAAGGGAGUAGGCAUCUUUUCAUCACGGGGACGACAGUGGAUUUCGGAAGGCGCAGGGCAGCGCGUGUUUUUGGAAAACUUUAACAUCUUUAGAGAUCCUGUCAGCACUCCUCCCGAUCCUGUCUCUUCUACAUUGCUGUCACGAUCAAGAAUAUUGCCUCCAGAGUCUACUUGCAGAUACCUCGUUGGUGUCUUCUUCAAGUCCAAGACUUCGAUAGUCUUUCCGGUACUUCAAAGGGACCUCCUUGAAGUGACCAUCGCGAGUGCGUACGACGUCAAGGCGCCCGACCCAGGACGUCGGACAUCAGCGGAGGCUUGUCUCUGGGCCAUGCUCGCUCUUGUUAGUCGCACGGAAGGGGCCCGGCAAUCUCAUUCCUUUCCGGAGUCAUGCGAAUGCAUCCAUGAGGCUAAACGUCUAUUAAUUAUCUCCAAUAACUCUGUUAACUUGGACAGCCUGCAAGCCACCCUUUUGCUGUGGGCACACCAAAAAAUGAAAGGGCAAUGUCGAGAGGCUUCCAUCACCUUUACAAGCGCAUGUCGUAUGGUAUGUGAUCUUGGCGGCCAUUUUCUCCUGUCAAGGCUAGCUCUUCUGCCUCAACAUAUUCCCAUAUUCGACGAGCAAUCAAGGUUCCAUAUCCGAAGGUUAUUUUGGCUAUGCUAUUGCUUCGACAAAGACGCCUCUCUUCGUACUGGGAGUCCGCCGCUACUUACCUCCAAUUACUGCGACGUCGGUGAUGCUGGAGAAUGCAGCAACCAGACGUGUUGGUACAACCAGCCGCGAGACAUACACAUCGCAAAGAUCAAAGAAAACGCAUGCCGACUGCUCUGCUCGCCGCGAGCAUUUACAUAUGAAGAGAGCGAGCUCCUAUCGCACGUUCGGCAGCUUGAUGAUGAGCUUGAGGAAUGGCGGUUAUCAAUCGAAUCAAGCUAUCGCCCCAGAUUAUCCAUCCACCCAGACUCAAACCUUCCAAUCUCGGCAACUAUGAGCGCAGAAGACGGCACGCACAUCAUCAACUUGCAGCUUGACUACCUCUUCACCAUAAUCAACAUUCACACAAUGGUCCGAAAGUGUGGUGAUUUUGAGAGGAACUUACCCGAUGACCUGCACAGCGUAGUGCACUCGAGCGCUGAUCUGUCCAUAGAAGCCAGUCGUUCUAUUUUCCGCUUUUUGGAAACUGUGGUCAACUUCUGGAAAGAGGAUUCAGUUUGGGUGGUGUCUCACUAUGCGCCGAUGGCUGCCAUGCCACUCUUUAUCAAUAUCAUUAUACACCCUCUCGGUGAGGAAGCAGACAAUGACUUGCAGAUCUUGGCGUCGGUGGGAAAUAUUGCACGCAGUAUUCCAACUGAGGGACUAUGCGUGGAGGAGAUUGAACAUAUCCAAGAAAUCUGCGAAUUCGUAAUGGAGCUCGUUCGGCUUGGUCAUAGUGCAGCUUGGAAGGUCAAAAAGGGGGAAAGAGAGCAUGACCUUGAUAUUAUUCACAGAUAG
Pochonia chlamydosporia 170 is the source of this 1869-nucleotide messenger RNA. Its product is annotated as fungal specific transcription factor. The transcript is spliced from 4 exons. Gene Ontology annotation, biological process: DNA-templated transcription. Gene Ontology annotation, molecular function: zinc ion binding; DNA binding. NCBI's taxonomy places the organism in Eukaryota, Fungi, Ascomycota, Sordariomycetes, Hypocreales, Clavicipitaceae. Bases 1 to 1869 code for a protein of 622 amino acids. The record is from RefSeq and is a predicted model, not a curated record.